CGCCAUUCACUCUCUCACCCUCACUUAUUCACUCAGCAUUACUGCUGGAUCUGCUCAUCCACUGCUUCAGCUGGAAAACCAGAGAAAAGAGAGAGAAAUAAAGAGAAAUAAAGAGAAUAAAGAGGAGAAUAAAGGGAAAGUUUGGGUGGAAACGCCGCAGUGAAUCUGGUUCAGUUGUGCUGGAUGGGAGCUUGGUGACGUUUUUUUACAUCGCAGGACAAACAAAAGGACCAAAAUGCCCAAAACGAUUAGCGUACGUGUGACCACGAUGGACGCAGAGCUGGAAUUCGCCAUCCUGCCCAACACCACCGGCAAACAGCUCUUCGAUCAGGUGGUGAAGACCAUCGGGCUGAGGGAGGUGUGGUUUUUCGGCCUGCAGUACCAGGAUACCAAGGGCUUUCCAACCUGGCUUAAACUCAACAAGAAGGUAACGGCGCAGGACGUGCGUAAGGAAAGCCCGCUGCUGUUUAAAUUUCGGGCGAAGUUCUACCCCGAGGACGUCUCUGAGGAGCUCAUCCAGGAGGCCACGCAGAGACUCUUCUUCCUGCAGGUGAAGGAAGGUAUACUGAAUGAUGACAUUUACUGCCCCCCUGAGACCGCCGUGUUACUGGCAUCGUACGCCGUUCAGGCCAAAUACGCCGAUUACAACAAAGACGCUCACACACCUGGAUACCUGUCCGGCGAAAAGCUCCUCCCACAGAGGGUUCUGGAGCAGCACAAGCUGAAUAAGGAACAGUGGGAGGAGAGGAUUCAGGUUUGGCAUGAGGAACACAGGGGCAUGCUCAGGGAGGACUCGAUGAUGGAGUACCUGAAGAUCGCUCAGGAUCUGGAGAUGUACGGGGUGAAUUACUUCAGCAUUAAGAAUAAGAAGGGGACGGAACUGUGGCUGGGCGUGGACGCUCUCGGCCUCAACAUCUACGAACAGAACGACAAGAUGACGCCGAAGAUCGGGUUUCCGUGGAGCGAGAUCAGGAACAUCUCCUUCAACGACAAGAAGUUUGUCAUCAAACCCAUCGAUAAGAAAGCGCCGGAUUUCGUGUUCUACGCCCCUCGGCUGCGCAUCAACAAGCGGAUCCUGGCGCUGUGCAUGGGCAAUCACGAGCUGUACAUGCGGCGCCGGAAACCCGACACCAUCGAGGUGCAGCAGAUGAAAGCUCAGGCCAAAGAGGAGAAGAACCACAAGAAGAUGGAGAGGGCGAUGUUGGAGAACGAGAAGAAGAAGAGGGAGCAGGCAGAGAAGGAGAAGGAGAAGAUAGAGAAGGAGAAGGAGGAGCUGAUGGAGAGACUGAGGCAGAUCGAAGAGCAAACCAAGAAAGCACAAGAAGAGCUGGAGGAGCAGACACGCAGAGCGCUGGAGUUGGAGCAGGAGAGGAAGAGGGCUCAUGAAGAGGCUGAACGUCUGGAGAAAGAACGACGACUCGCAGAGGAAGCAAAACUCACCCUACUGCAGCAAGCUGAGAGUCAGAUGAAGAACCAGGAGCACCUGGCCACUGAGUUGGCAGAGCUCACCUCUAAGAUCUCUCUGCUUGAGGAUGCCAAACAGAAGAAGGAGGACGAGGCAGCGCUGUGGCAGCAGAAGGCCACCUUGGUUCAGGAGGACCUGGAGAAGACGAAGGAGGAGCUGAAGAGCACCAUGAUGGCGACUCACGUGCAGGAAGCGGUUCAUGGAGACAGCGAUCACGACGAGAGCGACGAGAGCAACGCCGAGGCCAGCGCCGAGCUCACCAACGGCGCCGCCUACAAGGACCGCAGUGAGGAGGAGCGCAUGACCGAGGCCGAGAAGAACGAACGGGUGCAGAAACACCUGCAGGCUCUGAGUUCGGAGCUGGCCAACGCUCGCGACGAGACGAUGAAAACGCAGAACGACAUCAUCCACGCGGAGAACGUCCGGGCCGGCCGCGACAAGUACAAGACCCUGCGGCAGAUCCGCUCCGGAAACACCAAACAGCGCAUCGACGAGUUUGAGUGCAUGUAGACGCCCGCGGGCGGCCAGCAGGGGGAGCCACAGCCUGUGUGUCCUAGAUAAAAACAACGUUAUCCAUAAUCCUCGGCUCGGCUAGGCGGCGACGGUGCACCGUUAUAAGGGAGAUAACGCUGCGUCUUUUAUAAUGUUUUUAUUUGAACAUUUAUACUAUAUACAUAAACGAUCUCUAUUUUUGAAUGUUUUGGAUAAAAAACUUGGUAACGAGGGUAAUUUAUUAUGAUCUGAAGAAUUAUAUGUAGAAGUCACGUCAAAAUGGGAAGAAAAAAAGCAAUAACGUGUGUUUAGACGUAGCCGGUUAGCUUCGAUAAUAGUGCCAAUUUAUAAACAAGAUGCCUUUAGUGUUAUGUUAAUGUUUUAGUUUUUAUUUGUUUUAAUGACGUGUAAUAAAAACACGUCAUUAUUGUCUUGCAGUGCCAACGUGAUGAAGUUUUCUACGCUAACACAAAACAGCACCGUUGUUGUUUUCUUCGGAAUGUGCUAGAAUAUUACGUUAAGCGGGCGUGUUCACCCUCGCGAGCAGCACGUUACUGAUGCCCGGUCACAUGUAAUAUCAUCGUUUGAAUUUAUCACCGUAUUUGGGCCUCAAAUAUAUAAAUAAACAUAAUAACGUAUUUUUGAUGGUAAAUAAAACGUAACUUAACGCAGGUAGGCCCCCUCCUCCAGCCAGCAGGUCUGUGGACGCUCCCUGCAUCGCCAAUGCAAUCAAACGUACCGAUUAAAUAUAUAAAACUGUAAUUUUUUUUCACUUUUAGUUUCUAUUUGAUUCUGAAUCUUUUUUAUUGAUGAUUUUUUGACAUGGAAACGUUGCAGUAUUAUUUGAAGGAUUUUCUGUAUUAGUUAAACACUUUCUGAGGGUUUUUUACUCCCUCGUUGUAGAUGUUAGCGAUAUUUAGCGUGUGUGCUAUUUAUAUACGAUGCCUUCCUUUCUGAUACGGUAACCGGGCGUCGUCGUGCCGUCCUGAACCGCUGCGGCUGGUUUUAUUAUCAGAUAAUCACCACAAAUAAGGAACUGAAAAUAUAAAUAAUAAAUAAGUGGGUUUGUUUUGCCGCUCUGCAGGUGCCAUGUGCCUUCUGUUAGCCAAUCAAGAACAAGAUACUGUAGCUGCUUACCAAGUUUUCACUUAAAUACUGUCAAUAAAGUAUUACUGAAAUAAAACCAAA
Messenger RNA from Trichomycterus rosablanca, 3145 nucleotides. It is a transcript of the gene msna, whose product is annotated as moesin a. Gene Ontology annotation, cellular component: cytoskeleton; apical part of cell; filopodium. The record is from RefSeq and is a predicted model, not a curated record. Gene Ontology annotation, molecular function: actin binding; cell adhesion molecule binding. Gene Ontology annotation, biological process: regulation of organelle assembly; positive regulation of protein localization to early endosome; positive regulation of early endosome to late endosome transport. The transcript is spliced from 14 exons. Bases 236 to 1975 code for a protein of 579 amino acids. Lineage: Eukaryota; Metazoa; Chordata; Actinopteri; Siluriformes; Trichomycteridae.